Molecule: messenger RNA, 1013 nt
Organism: Prorocentrum cordatum
Lineage: Eukaryota; Dinophyceae; Prorocentrales; Prorocentraceae
Source: the annotation of a GenBank genome assembly
UGCCCGGGGAAGAUGAAGCGACAUAAGCCCAAGAGCGAAGAGCUCUCCGCGGGAUUCCUGGACCGCCGCUGGGGCCGCCCAGCGGCGCCUCUGGCGCCGCCCCUGGCGUCGCCCAUGGCGCGCUCCGCGCGCCAAGGUGGGGAGUCCAGCGCCGAUCCAAGAAGUCCGCUCGGACCUUCCAAGGCUUGGGUUUGUGCUGCAGCUUCCCCUGAUGUGGGCGGUUGCGCCGGCAGCUAUCGGUCUAUUGACGUGCCCGCGUAAUUCGCCUUCCGUGCAUUGACCUGGUGGCACCGAAAGGGCUGGUGACAUCUCGCAUGCGGUCCGCCCGAGCCAGAAGGCUGGUGCACGUGUUUCAAUGACGCAAAUGAGCUGCGGACCUGGAGCUGGAGGGCCAGCGUGUGGAUCGAGGGGAGGGCUGCUGCUGCUGCUGCUGCUGCUGCUGCUGCUGCUGCUGCUCACGGAAGGCGUUCCGGCAAGGGCCUCGCCUUCGGCGCAGCUCGCCCUCGGCGGACGCCGGUGCUUGACAGCCCCCCGGGGCCCGGCGAGGGCCCGCGGAUUGCCGAGCUCGGCCAGGCAUGCCACCGUCGUGCCCAAGGCUGCCACGAAGCUGCCCCCUUCUCGGCGCGCCGCCGGCGAGGGGAUGGUGGGAGGGCAGCGGGAGGGCAGCGCCGCGGGCACCCGACGGCGCCCGGCGUCCUGCCCGCAUUCGGUCUUUACCGCGGCGCGGCGGCCCGCCGCGCUGCUCUAGAACGCGUCGUCAGCCGCGGCGCCUCCAGACCUCCCUCCCUCCAUGCCUCCCUCUUCUGCGAAUCAUGGGUGCCUUCCUCUAUUGUUCUCUGCACGCAUUCACUGCCGGCGACGCACUGCCGCGCCCCGCGCCCGCCUACGGCCCCCCCCCCGAAAGGGGAAGUGCUCGGCCGCACCCAGCUGGAGGCCAGAGGGCGCGCCGCGAUGCGCCGCGCGGCCCGCGCCGGGCACCUGACUGCGCGCUCGCGGGCGAAGGGGGGGGGACA